Molecule: messenger RNA, 1424 nt
Organism: Periconia digitata
Lineage: Eukaryota; Fungi; Ascomycota; Dothideomycetes; Pleosporales; Periconiaceae
Source: the annotation of a GenBank genome assembly
ACAAGUGAAUAUCGGCAUCAGUGCACACCAUGGAUCAUGCAUGGCGCCAUCCAUCGUGGACUUCAUCGACCGAUGCGUGGGCCCGCCAACAGCCAUGGUCCAACUUCCAACUAUCACAGUUUGCUACGCCUGCCCACGGGCAACAGGAAGACCCACGAGAGCAAGCCCAGUCUCAUAUUGCUCCCUUUGCUAUACCUGCAUUCAUACAUCCACUCCCUCCAUAGCCACCCACCUAGGUAUUGCAAUGACUACACCCCAGGCCGACCGCUAAUGGCCCGCGGUCCGCCUACAUGUAUGCGCCCUGCCCACGCCCGACCCAGCAUGCGCUACUGCUGCCACUGCAUUCUACAGCCUCUUUUCUGCCUCUUUAAUUGUCCGAUCCGAGCUAUAUGCGCAUACAGCGCAGCAAUAUAGCUAUAGCUGUCUUCCACGGUUUUUAUCCUCGCCCGCCGCUGCCAUGGACAACUUGCCCACCUGGGAAGGUUCCCAGCUGUACCAUGCUGAUCCCCCAUCCCUUGUCUGAUCAAAAUCCUCUCCGCUUCUUCUUCUUAUUCUUCCCAUGCUUUCUUGCCGUGCCCCCCAAGCUUUCCCACCAUCAUUCCCUUGCAAGUACAUUUGUGUCGCUAUAUCCACUCUGCAACCUCCAUGUCCAUCAACGCCCGCGCCGUGGUGGAUGCGUUCAACACUUUCUCGAAGCGACACCCAUGCCACCAGUGGUAGUCCAAAUCAUCUAAAGCCGUGGGGGUCGGUAAAAUGACAAGAAUAGGCACAGGUAAAUGACGCUUCUUCUGUUUCCUCCAAUAUCUGCGCCAGACCGUAUUUGUUUGCCCCUCCCUACCUUGGCUCCGUGCAUCUUGUCGAGAUUGUACAGGUGUGUCUUUCUGAAAGUCCGAAUACAACAAAUGUCCUCGACCCUCUUCGUCAAACACGAUGUAUCUUUUUGCAUGAUACACUGUCAUUCUUGCGAUCCAGAAAAGAGCAGCACUGCCAUAUCAUACAUCCGUCCAGGAGGCAUCGGAGUGGUUCGACUGGCUGAGAAGGAGACGUAGCUACACUGUUGAACAUUAGCCAUUCGAAGCACGAGGUCAUGGAGGUCUGAAAGAUCCCAGAAUUCUCUUGUUGCGCACACCGUUUCCAGGACAGUCGACAUCGUCCACGCUUGCGGAAAGCGAGGACCUAAUACCGCGAAGACAGACCGGACACGGUAAUUGAAAGAGCUGAGUGAAGAUUUUGAAAUUCGAAUCGUCGAUGUCGCAAAGUGAUGGAAAUGUAAGCAACCCGUUCAAAUCGAGCGCAGGCAGCCACCUCCAGCGGCUGCAAGUCACAAAAUCCCUCCAGACAGAGAGGAAUAUAGCCGAUGGUGGGAAGAAAGAACAAUAAAGAGGGACGGCAGAUGACUGUUUGUAUUUGUCAAAAUCUACGAC